Messenger RNA from Vigna unguiculata (cowpea), 825 nucleotides. RefSeq lists its product as uncharacterized. Gene Ontology annotation, molecular function: zinc ion binding; nucleic acid binding. Lineage: Eukaryota; Viridiplantae; Streptophyta; Magnoliopsida; Fabales; Fabaceae. The record is from RefSeq and is a predicted model, not a curated record.
AUGGAGGGUUACCGCAGGUGCAACAACUGUGGCAAGGAAGACCACUUUGGGAAGGACUGUCCCAACCUUGCCAGGGCAGCAACACGCCCUCCGGUUCAGACUCCCCAUCAGCAUCACAAGAGGGACAAAGGCAACAGGCCUCAGGCGACCGGCAGGGUGUAUGCUAUGUUAGGAGCUGAGGCAUCAGGCUCAGGUAACUUGGUUAUGGGUAGUUGCAUGAUAGUUGGUACUUCUUGUUGUGUGUUGUAUGAUUCUGGAGUGACACACUCCUUUGUGUCAAAUACAUGUAUGGAACGGUUAGAUGUGUCGGUGCGUGACCUGCAGUGUGAACUUGCGCUGUCUACUCCGGCGUCGGGUUUAUUCAGCACGUCGUCCUUAUGUGCUAGGUGUCAGGUGGAGGUAGAGGGACGCAGGUACAGGGUGAACCUAAUAUGCCUGUCUCUACAAGAGUUGGAGGGUGUUAUGAAGGAACUCCAUGACACCGCGCAGUGUUAUAUGAUCUUCACACAUCUAGUGGUGGAGGGAGGAGAGACGACGUCAGUAAUACCAGAUGUGCAGGAUUUUGAGGAUGUGUUCCCAGAAGAAGUGUCAGGGUUACUGCCCCGCAGAGAGGUAGAGUUCUCUAUUGAUCUAGUGUCGGGGACAGGUCCAGUAUCGAUGGCUCCCUACCGCAUGGCUCCAAUGGAGUUGGUUGAACUUAAGAAACAGAUAGAGGAACUGAUGGCGAAACAGUUUAUCCGACCCAGUACUUUGCCUUGGGGAGCGCCAGUGCUUUUAGUGAAGAAGAAGGAUGGGAGUUCGCGAUUGUGUGUGGACUAUGGAUAG